GCAGGCAGCGCCGGCGCCGCCGGGCCGCCAGCCUGCAAGAGCUGCGGCGGCUCCGGGCUGCAGUACCCAGACUCGGUGAUCUUGUCGGCAAGGGCCUCGUGGAGGCGUUCGGGGCCGAAGACUGCGUGUUCCACGGCAUGGGGCGCGAGGAUCGGACGUCGACGUCCGCUGCCUGGGACGCGGGAGGCCCUUCGUGCUGGAGCUGCGGGCCCCCAGGCGCCGAGCGCCCCUGCGGGAUCUGAUCUGGGCGCGCUGGCCGGCACCGUCACUGCAGCGGGCCGCGGCCUGGUGGAGCUGGGCGGACCCCUGCGGCCGUCCACGCGGGCCGAGCCCGCCCGGUUGAAGGCCGCCGCCGCGGACAAGACGUACGUCAUCCGCUUCCGGGUGGAGGGCGGCUUCCGAGGAUCGUUUCCCAAGGACGCCAUUCUCGCGCUGGCCGGCCAGGCUCUGGACCAGCGGACGCCCAGCCGCGUCGAGCACCGGCGGGCAGACUUGGUGCGGGACCGGAAGAUACUGGCCCUGGGCCCGUUGGUGUCGGAUGGCGAUGAGGUGGAGCUCACCAUCAAGGCGCAGUCGGGAACCUACAUCAAGGAGUUCGUCCACGGAGACGAGGGCCGAACGGUGCCCAGCGUGGCCGCCGUGCUGGGGCGCCCCUGCCGCGUGGUUUGGCUCGACGUGACCGAGAUCCACGACGAGGACUGA
Prorocentrum cordatum is the source of this 702-nucleotide messenger RNA. The record is from the annotation of a GenBank genome assembly. NCBI's taxonomy places the organism in Eukaryota, Dinophyceae, Prorocentrales, Prorocentraceae.